Musca vetustissima is the source of this 412-nucleotide messenger RNA. Its product is annotated as heterogeneous nuclear ribonucleoprotein K-like. The record is from RefSeq and is a predicted model, not a curated record. Gene Ontology annotation, molecular function: mRNA binding. The transcript has 6 exons. Gene Ontology annotation, cellular component: cytoplasm; nucleus. Lineage: Eukaryota; Metazoa; Arthropoda; Insecta; Diptera; Muscidae. Gene Ontology annotation, biological process: regulation of mRNA splicing, via spliceosome; regulation of transcription by RNA polymerase II. The annotation marks the transcript as partial.
GAACUUUACAAUAAAACAAGGUGAAAAACAUGAAAAUCAAACGUGAAAAUCACGAAGAUGGCCCACACUCAGAGAAACGCAGCCGACACGGCGAUGAUCAAGUUCGCAUUUUAAUACCCAGCAAUAUUGCCGGUGCUAUUAUAGGCAAAGGUGGCCAACACAUACAGAAAAUGCGUACACAGUAUAAAGCCACUGUGUCUGUCGACGAUUCCCAAGGCCCCGAACGAACAAUUUUGAUAUCAGCCGAAUUGGAUGAUACCAUAUCAAUUAUCACGGAUAUGAUGAAAUACUAUGAAGAGCGUGAUAAUGAAUACGAUGUUCGUCUACUCAUUCAUCAGAGUUUGGCCGGUUGCAUCAUCGGCAAAGGCGGUCAAAAAAUCAAAGAAGUUCGUGAUGUAAGUACCGUAUUUUU